AUGUCCCAGUUCAGCAGACUCAUCCGCUUUGAAGGCGAAGGGUCUGACGUUGGGCCUUUCUUCGCCGACCUUGGCUCUGACCCGGACACCGCGAUCCCGAGGCCUGGAAUGCAACUGUCUGCGUUUCGCUCCAUCGAGGACCUUGUUGCUGGAAAGGCGGAGCCACAGAUCGUAGGAUUGGGCAAGCUGGCCAUUCCAUCCUACCCGCCUCUUUGGACGAAGCCGGCCAAGUCCAUUGCUGCACCCGACGAGACCAUUCCGAUCAAUGACUUCUGCGCCAAGAGCUUGUUAGACUAUGAGGGCGAAAUGGUCUUCGUCACCUCAAAGGACUGCCGCGACGUGAAGCCCAGCGAGGCCGGGAGCUAUAUCCUAGGCUACACUGUAGGCAACGACCUAUCGUGCCGCAUGUUCCAGCUCCAGAAGAACUGCGCCGGGCAAUUCUUCUUCGCUAAGGCUUUUGAUAAAUUCGCUCCUCUGGGCCCUACAUUGAUCAGCCCGGAGAUGUAUGCCAAAACCCUGAGCCACAAGCUAGUUGUUAAGGUCAACGGCGAAGUGCGGCAAGAUGUUGACCUUGCUGAGGACAUGAUUUUCUCUCCGGAGAAGAUCCUCAGCCAUAUGAGCCAGGGUACCACCAUACCGGCAGGAACAGCCGUAAUGACAGGCACGGGCGCAGGGGUCGGGGCAUUCCGCAAACCGAAGACUUUCCUACAAGACGGCGACGUGAUGGAGGUGCAUAUGGAAGGCGUUGGUACCCUUAGAAACAAGCUCCAAUUUGAGUAA
Didymosphaeria variabile is the source of this 780-nucleotide messenger RNA. RefSeq lists its product as uncharacterized. The transcript is spliced from 4 exons. Gene Ontology annotation, molecular function: acetylpyruvate hydrolase activity. The record is from RefSeq and is a predicted model, not a curated record. Lineage: Eukaryota; Fungi; Ascomycota; Dothideomycetes; Pleosporales; Didymosphaeriaceae. The coding region runs from base 1 to 780 and encodes 259 amino acids.